AUGCAGACGCCAUCCGUCCUCAUCGUCACCAGCACCCUCACGGCCGCUGCGUCCGCGCUGCAGCCGGCCAUCGUCAACGGCACCGUCGUCACUCUGACCAAGGUCCACGACUACGUCGAGACUUGGUGUCCGGAGCCCACGACGCUGUACUUCAACGACAAGGCGUACAGGAUUGACAAGCCUACUACUUUCGUCCUGGAUGGGUGCCCCUGCACUGAGGUCUGGACUACUCAUCAGGCUGCCCAGCCUACCGGCCAAGCCCAACCGCCACCGGUCAAACCCCCAGCGCAGACUGGUGGUCCCGGCUACGGCGGCUAUGGUGGUUACGGUGCUUACACACCUGGCCAGGGCGGUCAGCCUGGUCAACCCGGCCAGCCUCAGCAACCGGGCCAAAGUGGUGCACCUGGUGCUGGUUACGGCGGCUACGGUGGCUACGGUGCUUACACGCCCGGCCAGGGUGGUGCUCCGGACGCAGGCAACCCCGGUGGUGCCCCCGGGAGUGGUGGUUCACCCGCCAGCUCCGGCCGCCCUGUUCUGUGUGGCGGCCAGUCGUGCCCUACAAACGUCGUCUUGGCUGGCGCCGAGAAGCAGGCCGUCCUCGCUAGCACUUUUGCCCUUGUGGCUGGUGCCAUCGCCCUCGUCGCCUUGUAA
Molecule: messenger RNA, 651 nt
Organism: Colletotrichum truncatum
Lineage: Eukaryota; Fungi; Ascomycota; Sordariomycetes; Glomerellales; Glomerellaceae
Product: cell wall protein
Source: RefSeq, a predicted model, not a curated record